Benincasa hispida (wax gourd) is the source of this 3342-nucleotide messenger RNA. Its product is annotated as ARM repeat superfamily protein. Gene Ontology annotation, molecular function: ubiquitin-protein transferase activity; protein binding. The record is from RefSeq and is a predicted model, not a curated record. Gene Ontology annotation, biological process: protein ubiquitination. Lineage: Eukaryota; Viridiplantae; Streptophyta; Magnoliopsida; Cucurbitales; Cucurbitaceae.
UGAACCUCAUCUUUCUGAAUAGUGAAUGAAUUUGAACUUUCUUCGGAAAUUAACUGCAAUCAUUUGGAGACUAUCCGCUCUCUUUCAUUUAUUUCUGUUUCUGAUGAUUGUCCUUUUUCAUGGUUGUUUCCUGAUAUUUAAAGACUCUGCUGUGGCAAGGAAUUGUUUUCUGUUCAUAUUUAAUUGUGGGGUUUGCUUUUAAUUUGGUUUCUCACGUAAUUAUCUUACUUUAUUAGCAGCGAGAACCCUUUUUCGCUUUUGUUCCGCGGUGUCAAAGAGCGCACUGACCAUACUGAGAAACUCCCUUGGUGGUGCGUUAUGCCUAUUUCCUGAAGAAAGGGGUUUGUUAAUACUCUGCUUUAAAGGGUUCGAAGAAGAAGAUAUAUUGGUUGUACUAGUUUGCUUGUGUGCAAAAUUUUAUGGAACAUUUGUGAAAUCUGGUUUGGAAUUCGAGGGAGAUAUAAUUUGGGGUUAUGGAGGCUGUUCUAAUUUGGGGCUUUUUUCCUCCCCUUUUCCCUUGAAGCAGCUUGGAAUCUGUUUGAUAUUUAGUGAUUUUGAAGGAAUUAUUGGGUUCUGAGGACUGAUUUUGCUUCUUUCUGGAAGAUUUUUGGUUUCUGUUAAUUUCCCAUAAGAGUUUCUGGUGGGAUUUUUGAGUCUUUCUCUACUUGCCUUCUCAGUUAAAUCUGCAAGGGAUUCUUCCAUUUUGGUUCUGAUUUCUGCAUCUCAGAAGUUGGUGGACUCUUGUGAAUGGGAACUGAUAGUACUGAAAAUGUGGAUGCAGUUUCAAAUGUCCAAUCCUUUAAGUUCUAGAAUUGGGAUCAUACAUCAAAUUGUCUCAGUGCAAUCCAUGUCAAUUUAGGUUCAUUGUAGAAUGUGCAAUGAGUUAAUGAAAUUGGUUGACCGGGUCUCGGAGAUAUUACCAGAAAUUGAAGCAGCUCGGCCUGGAAGUCCGGAAGGAAGGCAGGCGCUGUGCAAUUUAAAUGAUGGAAAGAUGAAAGCAGAGCUACUUCUUCAGUAUUGUCGAGACUCUAGUAAACUUUAUCUGGCAUUGACAGGAGAUAGGAUCGUCUCUAGAUGUCAUAGAGUGAGGACUUUGUUAGAGCUUAAUUUGCGUAAAAUUAAAUACAUGGUUCCUGUGGCAUUGGCUCGGAAGAUCUCUCAAAUAGCAGAUGAUCUUAGGGUUGCCAAAUUUAUCCUCGACUUAUCUGAAGAAGAGGCUUGGAAGGCUAUGCGAGAAUUGCUGAAGCUAGGUGCUUCGCCUCCAGAUGAACUGGAAAAUUCUGAAAUCAAGGCUCUUAAAAUUGCUGCUUUGAGGCUUAAUAUUUCAUCAUCCAAGGAAAUGUUGUUCGAGAGACGAUCAAUCAGAAAACUAUUAGAUGAUGUUGGUCAUGACGAUCCCCCAAAAAAGAAGAUUUUGACAUACCUCCUAUAUCUUUUGAAGAAGCAUGGGGAGUUGAUACUGCAAGAAAUCAGAGAAACCCAAGCUGAUAGUUCUAGUAGUAACGGAUCUGGGGAAAUUAAAGCUAAUUUGAGACACAGAAAUUAUGCUUCUCAGGCUGACAUAAUACUCAAUAGGGCCAUCCCCCCUGAGGAAUUUAAGUGCCCCAUAUCAAUGAGAUUGAUGUAUGAUCCCGUUGUAAUUGCAUCUGGAGUGACGUAUGAGAAGGUGUGGAUAGAAAAGUGGUUUGCGGAGGGUCGUGAUACAUGCCCGCAAACCAAAAUGAAACUAACCCGUUUUUCAAUGACACCUAAUAUUGAUCUGAAGAAUUUAAUUAAUAAAUGGUGCAUAAAGUUUGGAGUCACGAUUCCUGACCCAAGCGUGGAACCAGAAUGCCCUGAGGUUUGGGAGAAUUCCAUUGCUAGCUUUGGAAGUUCAAUGAAUGAUAUACGUCUACCCAUUGAUUUCAGCAAUAUGUCACUUGGAGGUCUUGAUAAUAGUUACUAUCCAGGUUUAUUGAGGCUCAAUGGUGGCAAUGAAUUGGCUAUCAAGUUUGGGCAGAGUAAAGAUGAUGAUCUGCAAAAGUUUCAAUCUGAUUCAAAUGCUGAGGAAAUAGACUUGGAGUUUCCAUCUACCAUUAGUGAGCUUUCAUGGGAAUCAAAAUGCAAGGUUAUGAAAGAUAUGAAAAUUGCCAUCAACAAAAAUGGAGUUGGUCUGACCUUAUCUGAAACCGUCAUGGAUCAACUUGCCUUAUUUUUAAAGGAUGCAUGUGAUCAGCAGGAUUCCGAAGCUCAGAAAAAUGGAUCUGAGCUAUUUCUUUCACUUGUGAGAAGAAGCAGGUCAAAUAAACUGAGUGUUCCUGAGAAGGUUCUGACAUCGUUGGCUAGUUUACUGAAUUCAGAAGUGAACUACGAAGUUCUUGCCAUUUUAGAAGCAAUAUCUGGCCACAGCAAAUGUAGCUCUAAUUUUGUCACAUCCGGUGUCCUCGCUUCAUUGGCUAAGUACCUUGACUCAGAGAUCGAAAUCUUGCAAGAAUUUGCCAUUAAAACUUUAUACAAUUUGUCCACAAACAGCGACAUCUGUUCCGACAUCGUAUCAUUGGGGUGCAUCCCGAAACUAGUUCCCUUGCUAAAUUAUGACAAUCUCUCAGGCAAAUGUAUAUUUAUCCUGAAAAAUUUGUGCCACACGGAAGAGGCAAGAAUUUCUGUUGUUGGAACUAGUGGCUGCAUUAGCUCCAUUGCACAACGUCUGGGGAUGGGCAGUCUUGAAGACCAGGAGCAUGCAGUUACUAUCCUCCUUUCGUUAUGCUCUCAACGAGUUGAAUAUUGUGAGUUAGUAAUGGAGGAAGGUGUGAUACCUCCUCUUAGCACUAUCUCUAUGAAGGGGAGUGAGAAAGGAAAAGCGGGUGCCACUGAAUUACUCCGACUUCUAAGAGACGUUCAGGAUAACGAGCCUCAAGAAUCUUGUGUUUCUGAACCUCCAUCUUUGUACGACCCCCCAUGCAGCUCUGAGCAAAGAAAACCGAGCAAGAAGUCUGGAUUUCUUGGAAUAUUCUCAAAGCGCAAUCCUCGAAAGAAAUAGUAACUGUUGUCUCGUCUUGAGCUUGUUUUUUGACCUUGGGAAAGCUGUGCAAAACUGCAUCUGAUAUUCUUAUUCUAAGUUGUAAACAUGAUUCUGGGGAAGGGCUAAUAUAUAUGUAUAUGUAAUUAGUGUCUAUAAUCAAUCAUGUACAUUUGUUUUCUGUAGGGAAGGGUUCAGAUAUUGGUUUCAGCAGGUAGGCCUUAGCUUAUUCAUUUGGCAGUUUAUUGAAAUUUACUGAAGCCCCUUGGCUUUGGACUAAGAGUGUGUUGUAUUGUAUAUAACUUUAAGAAGGCUAAAGAGGAUUUGUCUUUCUCUAUAACUAA